This is a messenger RNA of Chenopodium quinoa (quinoa), 3714 nucleotides long. RefSeq lists its product as uncharacterized. The record is from RefSeq and is a predicted model, not a curated record. NCBI's taxonomy places the organism in Eukaryota, Viridiplantae, Streptophyta, Magnoliopsida, Caryophyllales, Amaranthaceae. The coding region runs from base 2478 to 3365 and encodes 295 amino acids. The transcript is spliced from 7 exons.
UGUGUUACUCACCUUAAUUCUCACCUUAAUCUUAUAAAAUUAUAAUAACAAUGUGAUCCUGCAAAUGGGUUUCGGAUUAUAUAUUGAGAAAUUUGUGGGCUUUUUCUGUUUUCAAAUUUAUGGGGUUUGAUUUUAUUAUCAUUUGUAUAAGUUGAAUCCAAAUAUAGAAAACUUAAUAUUGAUUUGGGAUCGUAAAAUACUUGUUAAUUUGAUUAAAAUAAAAAUGAUUUAAAAUUUGAUAUUAAUUGGGAAUUCGGUGAAAUUGGAGACUUUAUUCCGUUACAAUUGACAAUUAAAUUUUCCAUUUACCUGGGAUUGGCUGCAAGUGAUGAAUUUGUAACUGAUCUAAAUUGUUUGUUUGUUUCUCAUUGCUGGGCUUACAUUGUAUAUGCUUAAGGGUAUUGUACCACAAAUGCCAGAUGGUACUAGGGACGAACUCGGAACUCGUUGAAAGGCGCUAUAUUUAAUGCUUAAAUUGGAUGUUGAGUAGUUUAGCUGUUAGAAACGAGGCAUGGAGUUUUUGUGAUCUUUCUAAGUGAGUGAAAUUCAGUGAAGUUUUAGAUAUUGAUCAUGAUUUUUGUUAUAGGUAGUGGCAAGUAGUAACUAUUAGGUCUUAUAUAAAUCUUGUGUUACUUUCUAUUCUGAUAUGGGGCUGGGUGGUUGUAUCACAUUGUAGAUUAUUUUUCAUUAACCUUGAGACAAAAAUGGCAGCUGAAAACAGAAAUAUCUCUAUAUGCAUCUAGGAGUUUCUUGUAAUUUGAGGAUGAUAAGGAUGUGGUGUGCAGAACACAGGAAACAACUCGAUCAUGUUAUUCAUUAGAAAGUUAUGAGACGACUCUAAGCGUUUAGUGAUAGUUUUGCUUAAGCUAGUUGUAGUUUGAUUUCUAUGAUUUAUAGCUUGUUUGUCAUCUUGAUCAUUAGGUUCUUUGUCUAUGAACUCGGAGACUGCUAGGCCUUCUUUGUAUUCAUUGCAACGAAUUCAGGGAAUAUGUGAGAAAUCCAGCUUUCGAUAAUGAUAUUCCAUGGAGCUUUAGUUUCCUUUGGUGUUUAAUAUGGUGCCAUUCUGGAACAGGAAGUAAUUGGCUUAAGGGAAGUGGGGGUUGGUCACUUUAACUUCUUCUGCGAAUUUGUUUUCCAUAACACAUUAGCACAAUCAAAUUACUUCACAACCAUCAAGAUUCUCCGUGGAAGGAAUGACCCAAUCAACAAUUUAGUUUUUGUAUCAUCAUUUUCUACAGAUGAUGAGUAAUGGUAAUGGGAAAGUGCUAGUUAUUGACUAGAGAAAUUAAAAGCAAAUGUAGAAGUUAGGCCAUGAAAGAUGUCAAUGCUUAGUUUCAAAAGAAACAAAGUAUUGGAGAAAGAAGAUUGUGAAGGAGCUAAGGAAACAUAAUGUGGAUGUCAAAUUCUUGGAGUAGACCUAGUAAGGGAUUUUACAUGGAAAAAUGACUUUCCAGAUGUAGCAGACAUUAGUAAAACAAACAAAGCCUAAAUCUACUUCAUGGUGGCAAGGAAUAGAUUGUUCUAGUUUCUAUAGUUUAGGGGACUAUAUCUCUAUGUGCUCAAAUAAGUUUUGGGGCAGACUUUUUUUUUUUUUUUUGAGGCAAAAGAAACGGAACCUUCAUUAAGUAGUGGACAAAUUGUCCAUUAGUACAUACGGUGUUACAUCACUAGGACAAUGAUUAAUCCAAAUUUGCUCAUCACCGAAAGGCACCAAUUUAGCUAAAUGGUGCGCUACAAAGUUCCCGUUUCGCUUAACAUGAGACCAAUGAACGGAAGUGAAAAAAAAACAAACUUCUAAGACAUCUUCUAGCAAAGAAUCCAAAUCGGACAGAAAAAUAGCAGCUUUAGAGAGGCGAGAUAUGAUGCUCAUACAAUCAGACUCAAGAAUGAUGUCCUUGUACCCAUAUCGAUGAGCAAGGCGAGCAGCGAAGAGGAUGGCUUUACCUUCAGCUAUCUCUGGUGGCCAUCUACACUUUGUUCUCCUGGUACCAGCGAAGAGAACCUCACCCUUAUGGUUACGAGCAACAGCCCCAGCACCUACCCAACCUUCAACGCAAAGAGAUGCAUCGCAAUUGAUCUUGAUGAUGCCUUCAGGAGGGGCAGAGCAGAUAGCAGGGCUCUUCUUCCUUGUGACUACUUUCGAGCCAUAUAUGCGAGUGUUGUACUGGUCAUAGUCUGAAACAAGUUGCUGCAUUCUCGUUAUAACUAUGUUGUGAGGAGUCUCCUUGCCAUUGAAAACUUUGUCAUUUCUUCUAGCCCAUAUAAGCCUGAGUAAUGCAGCCCCCCUUUGUUGCAUCUUCACAUCCUCUUCACACCAUAACUCAAACUGAUCCUUAAAAUCAGAAGAAGCGCCAACCCCGACCAAUUUCUCGCAUUUAACCUCCACCCACAGGUCCUUGACAGCUGCACAGUUGAACAACGCGUGAUGCAUUGUUUCAACUUCAUUUCUGCACCACGGGCACUUAUCGUCAUCUGUCAUGUGUCUGAAUUUUAGCAGGGCACGCACGGGGAGGGAGUUGGUGCAUACCCUCCACAGCAGAUGGCGCACUUUAGGGACUGUACAAACUAAGGUUGUCAUACCAAAUCAUCAUGGUGAAAAGCUAGUGGGGAUAUUACAUGAUACAGGUUCCAAGGAGCUUGUAAUUGUGUGCCAUGGAAUAAAGUCUAUGAAGGAACGCAUUCCCAUGGUAAGCCUUGCUACUGCUAUAGGAAAUAUUGGAAUGAGUGCCUUCCGCUUUGACUUUGCUGGAAAUGGCGAAAGUGAAGGCUCAUUUCGAUAUGGCAACUAUCGCAGAGAAGCCGAAGACUUGCGUGCUGUUGUCCAACAUUUCCGUGGAACUGGCCAUGUCAUAACCACAAUCAUUGGUCAUUCUAAAGGUGGAAAUGUGGUGCUGCUGUAUGCCGCUAAGUACCAUGAUGUUCAUAGAGUUGUAAAUAUCUCUGGCCGCUUUGAUCUUGAAAAAGGCAUUGAGGGUCGCCUGGGCAAGAAUUUUCUGGAAAGGAUUGAGAGCUCUGGAUUUAUUGAUGUUCGUGGUAAAAGUGGAAAAAUCCAGUAUCGCGUAACUAAGGAGAGCUUAAUGGAUCGUCUAUCUAUGGAUGUUCGAGCAGCAUGCCACUUAAUACCUGAGAACUGCAGGGUUUUGACUGUUCAUGGUUCCAUGGACCAAAUUGUAUCUGUUAAAGACGCCUUGAAAUUUGAUAAAAGCAUUACCAAUCAUGAGCUUCGAAUUAUAGAAGGGGCUGAUCACGAGUAUACCUUGCAUCAAAAAGAAUUGGUACGAGUAGUUCUUGAUUUUAUCAGAUAUCAAAUUCAAUGCAAUGACGGGAUGAAGCACUCACCAUCUCACGUACGAGGUCGGCUUUAAUAGUUUUCUUUACAUCAGAGUAUGCCUAACGCAACAAACACCAGGAGGCAAAAGGGGUCGGAACCUUGAAGACUCUAAUACACCAGGAUCUAGAAUCAGGGAACAAUAUUCUAUGGCUCAUAACCUGUAUUAUGUAAUUUUUUUUCUUUAGGGUAAUCCAUUGAAACUUUUACACAUUGUAUGACCUUUUUUUCAAACUUUUCAGGAAUGAUUGAAUUUAUAAAAAUUACGAAGUCUAUUUUUAAGAAACUACCGUUUUCCAAAAAAGAUGCAUCAUUGGAAAUCUGUAAUUGAUAAGAAAAAAUCCUUGAUUCCUUAUAGCCCAUUUGAGGUGUUGAUAGAUUUUACA